Plutella xylostella (diamondback moth) is the source of this 2524-nucleotide messenger RNA. The record is from RefSeq and is a predicted model, not a curated record. NCBI's taxonomy places the organism in Eukaryota, Metazoa, Arthropoda, Insecta, Lepidoptera, Plutellidae.
AAGAGUUAUGUACCCCCAAGUAUCUCACCCUUAGAACUUUCUGGAACUUUAAAUAUAAACAUAAACAGAGAUACCGUAAGCAUUGCAACAUAUUAUAUUGUUAUUGCAUCAGCCAGGAUGCUGAUGGAUCAUUCCACGAAUCUCCAACUUUGUAAAGCAUCAACUGUAUGGAGUGUAGAGUGAUGUAUCAGCAGAUUGGUCACGUAGGCCACUCUUAGUGUUAAGACUAUGUCAUUGUAUGAGUCAGUAUUAAACGGACCUCAAAUCGGAACGGUUAUGCUCGUCUUUAAUUUUAGUUUUUAAAAACCUAAUAGCGCGGACCCGCAAUUUGACUGGCGCAGCCGGUAGGAUAGUCGCUAAUAUUAGCAGCGCGUGUUUCGCAUCUGUCGGUUCGAGCGUCAAAUUCUGCUUACCUAAAAAGGUGAAAUUACGUCGCGAUUCGCUAUUAAACGGCUAUUCCAAGAACCAAACAAAUACGUCGAGAAACGGGUAUCCAAAAGUGCAUUAGUGUUUUUGCUCGAGUGUUGAGGCAGCGAUGCGUUGGUGCUGCUUAGUGGCCAUGAUGGCUCUCAUGAGCCCCAGCCUGGGCCUUCAACUUCAAAAGAUUGAAAACAAUCCCGGGAUCCUCCCCGUAAGACAAGGAACAGCUGUUAUUCAACAGGAUAACUGGCUUAUUUUUAAGGUAUUAGAUUUAAAUGGCCUACUGAUGGAAUUAGAAUAUAAUAAUAGGAAGUAUAGUAACUUUAGUAAGUUAGUAUCCGUAGAUAAGCCUUAUUUUAAUGAAUUUUUAGGAAUACGAGAACAAGUAGAGUAUUUACAGAAAAUUACUAUAAAUAAGUUUAAACAGAUAAUCCCUUCACACCGAGUCCGUAGAGGAAUAUUGAACCCUAUUGGUUCUAUAAUAAAAGUCAUAACAGGAAACUUAGAUCAGGAAGACGCUCAACAUUACGAACAGUUAAUAAGUAAUCUAAAUAAUCAACAGAUCUCUACAAACAAACGCUUAACCGUUGUUUCUAAGAUGAUAGACGGUCUAAUUAACUCAUCAGAAAUAUUACAUAAUAACUCAAAAAUUAUGGACAAUAGACUAAAACGUAUUGAAAUAAUGUUAAAGGAAAUCAGCACUAAAGAAAAUAAUGCAGUUUACUCUACUUAUAUCUUAAGCUUGUAUAACCUAUUUGUAAGUAAUUUUAGAACGCUUUAUAUAAAGAUUAGCGAGUUAGAGACUGCCUUAGCCUUCACUAAGAUAAAUAUUGUACAUCAAUCUAUACUUAACUCAACUGAUUUAUUACAGCUGUUAAUUAAUAUAUCUAAAUCUGAAAACCUUAUGUAUACACCUACCUUGGAAAAUUUAGUAAAAAUAGAAGAUACAAUCAAUGUUAAAUCAUACAUGAUAGAUAGAAAGAUAACAUUUGUAUUAGAAAUACCAUUGAUAGCAAACUCUACCUAUAAUUACUAUAGAAUGUACCCCUUACCUAUCUUUCAUGACCCUGAAAACCUUACCCUUGUAAUAAUUCCCAAAUAUCCUUAUAUCCUGGUGAGAGGUGUUACAUAUUUACCACUUAUACAACCUUGCAAGCAGGUAUCUGAAGAAAAUUACCUAUGCACUCAUGAAAAUAGAGCACCAUACCCUGAAAUUACAUGCACUGAGGAGCUGAUGACAUUUAAAGAGCACCCGACUCACUGUAAUCAGAAUGCAGUGAUUAUAGAACAGAUUAAGGUUCAGAAAAUAUCUAUUAAUAAAUGGAUAUUAUAUAGCCGCAACACAACCAUUAUUGAAAAGCGAUGUAAUAGCGAAAUAAGCCGUAACUCCAUAAAGGGUACGUAUAUAAUACUUAUAGACGAACCCUGUGACCUCUACAUUAACAAUAUGCAGCUGCAUCAUCAACGAUCAUAUACCGAGAAUAUGUCAUCAGAACGCAUCCCUUCAAUAAAACUGCCGGAACUACAAACCAGAGUAAACUCCAAGGAAAACGAGAAUCCAGUAAAUCUUCAAGGAAUGGACCUCAGCGACCUGCAACACAUGUCCUACAUGCUGAAACAACUCAAUAGUGAAAGUGAUAGUGAAAUGGGCAAUUCAGUGAAAGUGAAAAGCAUUAGUCUAGGCACUCUUUUACUGUAUUUUAUUGUAUUUUUAAUGAUUAUUGUGUUUAUUCUUAAAAAUAGGAAAAAGCUCACUAAUAUGUUGCAGUGGCGAAAUCAUCGAGAUGUGCAUGUGCAACCCCCCGAUAAUUUCGCUCUUAAGGAGGGAGGAGUUAUGUACCCCCAAGUAUCUCACCCUUAGAACUUUCUGGAACUUUAAAUAUAAACAUAAACAGAGAUACCGUAAGCAUUGCAACAUAUUAUAUUGUUAUUGCAUCAGCCAGGAUGCUGAUGGAUCAUUCCACGAAUCUCCAACUUUGUAAAGCAUCAACUGUAUGGAGUGUAGAGUGAUGUAUCAGCAGAUUGGUCACGUAGGCCACUCUUAGUGUUAAGACUAUGUCAUUGUAUGAGUCAGUAUUAAACGGACCUCAAAUCGGAACGGUUA